Talpa occidentalis (Iberian mole) is the source of this 4033-nucleotide messenger RNA. It is a transcript of the gene ZDHHC16, whose product is annotated as zinc finger DHHC-type palmitoyltransferase 16. The transcript is spliced from 12 exons. Gene Ontology annotation, biological process: protein palmitoylation. Gene Ontology annotation, molecular function: palmitoyltransferase activity. Gene Ontology annotation, cellular component: Golgi apparatus. Bases 2434 to 3567 code for a protein of 377 amino acids. The record is from RefSeq and is a predicted model, not a curated record. Lineage: Eukaryota; Metazoa; Chordata; Mammalia; Eulipotyphla; Talpidae.
CUUUGCUCCCCAGCCCUGCACCUUUUUCUGGGGUCGGGCCCUGUUCCGGUGUCUUGCGAGAGCCCAUGUUGCUGCUGUUUUGCCCCGCCCUGCACGGCCCUGCCCUCCUCCAGCCGGGAGCGCACCCUCUGGACGGUCGUGUAGAGAGAAGCUGGGAGGAGGUCAGCCAACCCAACUCGCCCAUUUCACAGAUUUGGAAACUCAGAUCCAGGAAUACCGCUUGCUUUGCUCAGCAUCUCGAAUGUAGUUCAAGGUAGAACCCAAACUGGCACCCACGUUUCUUGAUUUCCUGUCCAUCGCGCUUUGACCACGCCACCCACACUGAAGAAUACAACCUUUUCCUGUUUUGUUUUUUUUUUUUAGCUGUAGCUUUGAUCCUGCAGUCGGAUCCUCUCAAGCGGGAGCUCUAGUCCUGUGGGCUCAACCUUUAGCUUUUCUCUUCCCAGUCUGCCAGUCUAUUCGUCCAGAAGGACAGUGCGCACAUGAAUAAAAUGCUUCUCUUAUAUGUGCUGCCUGGGAUUGGUAACAUCCAGAGAGCAGCGUCUUUGCCCAAAUGAGAUUUGCCAUCUCAUCUCAUCUCAGCUUCCUCUGCCUUCUCAUGGCUUUGGAAUCCCUCCUUGUGUAUGUCCUUCCUGCCCUACUCUCCUUUGAGAAACAGAUGGUGGCUUAGAGCUUUGGGAAGAGGGUAGUACUGUGGCCUGCAGUCCCCUCUAAUCUCAUGCCACAUGUCACUGUGGCUGUGGCUACUACUGAGGGAUCAGUGCCCAGGGCUUGUGUUUGGGGUGCUCUUGAAACUGUUGUGAUGUUUUCUCCCCUCUUCACUCUGAGAGCAUCACUUCCCCCACCCCUGCCUGCCUUAAUUUGUUGAGUUCUGCUUUCCCUCAAAAUCCUGAGAUGAAAUGUCUUUUUAGUUGUGGCCCAAGGACUCAUUUCCUCCCUGGCAUCCCUGUAGCCCCCACACCCGACUAGCUAAGAUGAGGGGGCUUGGCAUCAGACUCUGUUCACUUAAAUCUAAUAUGUAGUCCUGCAUCUAAAAGCUUUCUGUUUACAUGUUUGGGCUGAUUACUUUUUUUCUGAAAUGCCUUCGAGCUGUUAACUGCUAUUAUUCAAACAAUGGCUGUUAUUUUUAUGAUCGUGAAGAAUGAUAGCAGCAGUUAUUUAGUGUUACUACAUUGACAAGAGUACUCUUGCUGUUAGACAUCUGACCAGCUUUUCCACUUCAGCUUCCCUCUAGAUCAUUUAUUCAACAAAUAUAUAUUGAGUAUUUCCAUGAAGCAGGUACUGUGCUAAGCUCUUUACAAACAUUUCAUUUAUUGUCAGAAUAGUCAUGACACAUUUUUGCUUGAAAAACAGAGAAAAAAUAUGUCAUAUAUAGAAUCAUUACACACACACACACACACACAUAAUCAUAAAGGGUAGAGCUGGAAGGGACCUUAGCAUUUAAUCCUACCUCCUUAUUGAGAGAGUUGAGGCCCAGUAGUUCAGUGAUUUGCCCAAGGUCACAGAACUAAGUAGUGAAGUUAUGGAGCAGAAUGGAGCUGGUAAGUCUAGUUUUUGAGACAGGCAUCCUCUGUAGAGCUCAGGAGUUCCAACUUUUUUUUUUUUUAAAGAUUUAUUUAUUAUUUAUGCAUACAAGAACUGGGGUAUAGGCCAGAGAUGUGGGGAGUGAGAGGAUUCACCAGAGACAUAGUGGGGAACAGAACAGGCAGGUUGACUGAAACACACUGCUGAGGGGAGCAGCGGGCGAGUCAGGAGAGGUCUGCUGCUCCAUGUGUGUUGCUCCCUGGCGGGGGAUCAAACUCAUGCUGAAGUGGCUGCAGAUAGGCUUCAUAGUUUGCAUCUUAACCCCUUGCCCCACCACAGAGGCCCCAGAAGUUCCAACUUUUGAGAGUAAUCUGAAAAGUUGAGAAUCUGAGAAGGAAGUUUUUGUGUGUGUAGACCAGGAGAAAUGGCAUGUAACUUGUGUUUGCUACAAGUCAGGAAUCCAUCUUAUUUGCAAGCUAUUGCUAUAAGAAGUAUUUUAGCAAGUAGGAAACUCUCCAUUAGCCCUAGUAAGGGAAUGAACAGUGAUAUGGACAAUCUAAGUCACCUAGCUUUGUUGUGGAAUAAUCUGUUUUGUCCUUGUCUUACAUUUCAUUGUGACUAUGUGCCAUUCUGAAAGCUCAUGCUUCAAGCCAAAUCAUGGUUCCAAGUAAAAGGAGGCAGGAAGUUUGAGUUUUUCCUUUUGUCCUUUUCUACACUGCCCCUUAAUAUUUUUCCUCCUCGGUGGCUUUAUCCUGGUGUGGAGAGUGAGUACCUGUUGAAAUGCCUUUCUUCUCUUUCUCUGUAGGCCUUGUCCUUUGGAUUUCCUUUAGCCUUAGAUCACUGGAGGGCUUGUGGAAGGAGGUUUGCAUCAUCUUGGAUUUGCUGCGCAACCACGUAGUGUGAUGAGCCAUGCGGAGCCAGCGGAGCCUGCUGCUGGGCCCUGCCCGCCUCUGUCUGCGCCUGCUUCUGCUCCUGGGCUACAGGCGCCGCUGCCCACCUCUGUUCCGGGGCCUGGUACAGCGAUGGCGCUAUGGCAAGGUCUGCCUGCGCUCCCUGCUCUACAACUCCUUUGGGGGCAGUGACACCGCCGUCGAUGCUGCCUUUGAGCCUGUCUACUGGCUGGUGGACAACGUGAUCCGCUGGUGUGGGGUGGUGUUCGUGGUGCUGGUGAUCGUGCUGACCAGCUCCAUCGUGGCCAUUGCCUACCUGUGCGUCCUGCCCCUCAUACUCCAAACCUACUCAGUGCCACGACUCUGCUGGCAUUUCUUCUAUAGUCACUGGAACCUGACCCUCAUCGUCUUCCAUUACUACCAGGCCAUCACCACUCCACCUGGAUACCCACCCCAGGGCAGGAACGAUAUUGCAACAGUCUCCAUCUGUAAGAAGUGCAUUUACCCCAAACCAGCCCGGACACACCACUGCAGCAUCUGCAACAGGUGUGUGCUGAAGAUGGAUCAUCACUGCCCCUGGCUAAACAACUGUGUGGGCCACUAUAACCAUCGGUACUUCUUCUCUUUCUGCUUUUUCAUGACCCUGGGCUGUGUAUACUGCAGCUACGGCAGUUGGGACCUUUUCCGGGAGGCUUAUGCUGCCAUCGAGAAAAUGAAACAACUCGACAAGAACAAACUACAGGCGGUUGCCAAUCAGACUUAUCACCAGACCCCACCGCCCACCUUCUCCUUCCGAGAAAGGGUGACUCACAAGAGCCUUGUCUACCUCUGGUUCCUGUGCAGUUCCGUAGCACUUGCCCUGGGGGCCCUGACUAUAUGGCAUGCUGUUCUCAUCAGUCGAGGUGAGACUAGUAUUGAAAGGCACAUCAACAGGAAGGAGAGACGACGUCUGCAGGCCAAGGGCAGAGUUUUCAAGAAUCAUUACAACUAUGGCUGCUUGGAUAACUGGAAGGUAUUCCUGGGCGUGGACACAGGAAGGCACUGGCUCACUCGGGUGCUUUUACCUUCCAGUCACUUGCCCCAUGGGAAUGGAAUGAGCUGGGACCCUCCCCCCUGGGUGACUGCUCACUCAGCCUCUGUGAUGGCAGUGUGAACUGGAGUGUCAACCACAACUUGAACAUCACUCUGCUUCCUGCUUUGUCUCAAGGACCUCCAAGGGUAGCUUCUUGGAAUCUUUGAGCAAGAAGAGCCAGUGGACCUUGCCUUUGGGUAAUGUGCAGGGAAACUCAAGGACCAAUUUCCCGGCCACUGCAGAAGCAAGGCAUGAUGUGGAAUCACUCUAGGACUGAUGUCCCUUUACUCAGGCAAACAGAAGUUCCAGCCCCAGACUGGAGAUUAGGCAGCUAGCAACCUUGCCCGGUGCUGACCCCACCUCCUCCAGGUUACAGCACUGGGGUUGGCUACCACCUCUUUCACUUGCUGUCUGAGAAAACACCUGAAUGACUGAGCUGAGAUCCUGGCUUCUCAACAGGGCAAAGACACCGGGCCUACUGCUGAGGUCACUGCCACUUCUCAUGUGCUGCUGAAGGGAGCAAAAAUAAAGGUAUUUGGUUUUUAAA